UCACGAUAUCUGUUUCCACUAACUUAUUGUGCUGGUUCAGCGUCUUUUGAUCCUUCAUCAAUAGCUUGAAGCUCUUAUUGGAGUUCAUAUAUGGCCAUCAAGCGCAAUUCUAACAAAUUUCUUUGCUGGAACUUUAUCAGUGGAUGGAUUUUAGUGAUACUUCAACUCACAGAUGGCAGAAGUGUUAUAUGGUACGAACCUACUCCGGUUGUGACAACAUCGGAUCCAUUAGAAGUGCUCCCCACUGGCACUGUACAGGCUUAUGAAGGGUCUCCUGCCAUGCUGAAAUGGAACUACAGUGUUACGCCUCGUUUACUUUAUGGUAUCAUAAGAUUCAACCGUAUUGGCAUAACCAACUUCCGAUCAAACGGACAAGAGGGUGAAGUCGAUGCUAGAUUUAAGGAUCGGUUCAGUUUAACGGCGACUCCACAAAGUGCUUCUCUGUUGAUUUCUAAUGUGACUGCUGCUGACGAUAAGGCUUAUGGAGAAUUUAGCUGUCACUUAGUUGCUCCCAAUGGGGUUGUUUGGAUACGCCGUAUUCAAGUGCAAGUCAUAUAUCCUGUCAAGAUUGUUAAUUUUCAAACUGAGUAUUUUGUUGGCUAUCGAGAAAAUUUAAAUCUUGACUGUGAAGCAGAAGGAAACCCCCCGCCAACUUAUUCUUGGACUCCAUGUGGCACGGAACUAGUUUGUGACAACAACAAUCUGUAUAUUUCACAACUCUUUGAAGAUGCCGACUAUACCUGCAGAGUGGCCAACAAUUUUAGUGGUGAUACAAAAAAGGCCAGCGUUUUCAUUGGAGGAAAUGUGAUUAAUGUAACCAUUGUCAUCACCAGUGAAAGUUGUACUGAUGGAAAAUAUGAAGACCAAUCCUCGUUAUCGACGAGACUCAAAGAACUGAUGACGGUGGUUUUUGGUGGUAAACCUUAUGGUUACCAAAGCCUGGACUUCAUAAACAACAUCAGGUGUGAAGGUAUAGCUGUUGACCUGGGGCUUACAUUUAAUUCCAAAACAAGAGAGAAAGAUACUAUUGCAGCACUUUGCAAUGCUACCAAGGGCGGGAAGCUUGGAAGCUUCAGUGUGAGUGCUAUAAAAGGGAAGAGAUCUCGGUUUGAUUUUGAAACAACAACUACUGCCGCAUGCACAUUUACCAUGUCACCCGGCAGCCCCUCUGAUAGUACCGUAUGGUUUAUUGUUGGUGCAGUGCUAGGAUCAGUUACCGCACUGGCUGUCCCCAUUGGAAUAUUCGUUUUAUUCAAAUGGAAGUCUGGGGUAGCAAAAAGAGAACGGACGAAUGGAGAAACAACGGAAGAAAAAGGACAUGAUAAUACUGAGCUCGAAAUGGUGGAUCCCUCUCAAAGCCAGAAUUACAUGGCAUUGGAUGAGAAGACUCGGUCACCCUCCCUUCACGAUGCACGGCAGGGAAACUGUCCACAACCCGCCGAGCCAGUCAAUGAAUACGCUUCUCUGAACUCAUCUUCACGCUAUUGGGAGAUUCCUGCAGACCACGUGACGAUAGAAAAGGUCGUUGGCAAAGGUGCUUUUGGUCAAGUUGCCAAGGCAACAGUCAAAGGCCUCCAUGGAGGACUAAAGACGACAGUUGUGGCUGUUAAGAUGUUGAAAGAUAACACUUCGGAAUCAGAGGGGAAGGAGUUAUUUUCCGAACUUGAAUUGAUGAAGCACCUUGAACCUCAUCCUCAUGUCAUUAAACUUCUGGGAUGUGUCACGAUAUCUGGGCCACUGAUGGUGUUGAUUGAAUAUGUUCCAUAUGGAGAUCUAUUGGGUUACCUGAGAAAGAGCCGUGGAUUAAACGACACUUACUACAAAGACCCAGAUAUCAAACCAAAAACAAAUCUGACUUCCAGGCAGCUGACGAAGUUUGCGUGGCAAGUCGCCGAUGGAAUGUCAUAUUUGUCAUCCAUACCAAUUAUCCAUCGUGACCUUGCAGCUCGUAAUGUGUUAGUUGGAGAUGGGGAAACGUGCAAAGUAACAGAUUUUGGCAUGGCGAGGGAUGUCCAAGAGGACAACAUUUAUGAAAUGAAGUCAAAGGGACGUAUCCCUGUGAAAUGGACUGCUUUUGAAGCGUUGCUGCAUGGAAAAUAUACCACGAAAAGUGAUGUGUGGAGCUAUGGAGUUGUCCUGUAUGAGAUUUUUACGAUUGGUGGUUCACCGUAUCCAAAGAUGGAUGGAAGACAAGUUUUAACAUUGCUAGAAGGGGGAUACAAAAUGCCUAAACCACAACACGUGGAUGAUAAGUUGUAUGACAUAAUGACAAACUGUUGGAAAGACGACCCUAACUUGAGACCAUCUUUUGAGGACUUGAGGAACGAGCUGAAAGAAAUCGAAAACCAGCACAAGGGGCUGUUAGAUUUAGAUAAUUACAACGAUCUACUUUACAUUACUGUUGACGAUCUUGCCGAAUAAAUCCUCGUAGAGCAAAGGAUAAAGUGAAAACCCUUGAGGCCCUACGAGAUCUGUACUCUUUUCCUUAUGUUAUUUGACGUGAACGUUCAAUACUGCGUUAAUGACGGAACCAAGUAUACCCAGCAAACUGUUUGAAAGCAAAGCAACGCAGAGCCUCCAUAAUUAACCCUCUGCCUGUUUAAUGACCCUGACCAAACAGGUGUCAUUAGAGGCAGAUGUAUUUGACAAAAAAAUUGGCUAAGUGGCGAUAUUCCUGAGGGAACAAAGCUUCAGAAAAUUCUGGAUGUGCUACUUCAGCUCGCAUUUAGUAAGGCCGCUUCUGAUGGGAAUUCAUACAAAACAAAGAACAAUUGCAUGGCUUAGUUUUCGGGGGAUCUUUUCAACGCUAGAUUUCUGUCUGUUAUUUGAACACAGAAAGUUCAUUCUUGAAGAAGAGCGUCCGUACAAAUUUGUUUAUCUGUCAAGAGGAGUAAGACAAGGUUGCCCUUUAUCCCAAGUUUUGGCAGUAGAGCUGUAAGCGGGAAAUAUCAUACAAGAUAAAAAAAAUCAAGUGCAAAAAGUUUAGGUGAAGAGCUAAAUUUAAACACGUUCAGUUCGCUAAUGAUAGCACCCUUACUGACAACAACUCGUUAAAAAAAUACAAUUAUUUUACUGGACAACUUUGGUGAUAUCUCCUGCCUGAAACUGAACCCUUGGAAAAUAAAAGCUCUAUGGGUGGUAGCGUGGAACCAUAGAAAGGACGAGCCGUUUGGAUUUCACACGUGUGACUUGACAAACCAACACGCGCCUCGGGUAAUUUUAUUUGUUACAACGAGGAAGAAAACGAAACAUAAAAAUUCACGUUAAAACUGCAGAUGAUUGAAGACCACGCCAGUUAUAUGGAGCCACAGGAGUCUUGCACUAUUUGGCAUGAAUGAAUGAAUGAAUCCUUAUUCAUAUUGCGCCCUUUCUAUACAAUAUUCAAAGGCGCAGUACCCCCCAUCAAUUUGAUAGACACUACACAAAGAUAGACCACAGCACCGGGCACUACGUACCCUAAUCUUUUCGAACAGUGUGUGGGUUCUUUAACAUCCCACAUUUUUUUUUUUUUUAUA
Stylophora pistillata is the source of this 3515-nucleotide messenger RNA. RefSeq names its product fibroblast growth factor receptor 1-A. Gene Ontology annotation, molecular function: transmembrane receptor protein tyrosine kinase activity; ATP binding. Gene Ontology annotation, cellular component: signaling receptor complex; plasma membrane. The record is from RefSeq and is a predicted model, not a curated record. Gene Ontology annotation, biological process: multicellular organism development; positive regulation of kinase activity; cell surface receptor protein tyrosine kinase signaling pathway. Lineage: Eukaryota; Metazoa; Cnidaria; Anthozoa; Scleractinia; Pocilloporidae.